Xylona heveae TC161 is the source of this 516-nucleotide messenger RNA. RefSeq lists its product as hypothetical. The record is from RefSeq and is a predicted model, not a curated record. Bases 1 to 516 code for a protein of 171 amino acids. The transcript is spliced from 3 exons. NCBI's taxonomy places the organism in Eukaryota, Fungi, Ascomycota, Xylonomycetes, Xylonales, Xylonaceae. Gene Ontology annotation, cellular component: mitochondrion. Gene Ontology annotation, biological process: mitochondrial respirasome assembly.
AUGUCUGGGCUGCCGUCGUCCUUUGACGACAAUGCUGAUUUCUAUGAGGAGAACCGCUGGCAGAAGCUGUUUAGAAAGCUCAAGGAAGAGCCUCUCGUUCCUUUCGGCUGCGCUGUGACUUGUUACGCCCUGUACCAAGCGACCAAGUCGAUGCGUCGUGGUGACCAUGCCAGAACGAACCGCAUGUUUCGUGCGCGUAUCUACGCCCAAGGAUUCACCCUGCUAGCGAUUGUUGCCGGCUCCGCGUACUACAAGGAAGAGCGUGAGAAGCGUCACGAGUAUGAUACCGCAGUGGCUCAGCAAAAGGCCAAGGAAAAGAGCGAGGCCUGGAUUAAAGAAUUGGAGGCUAGAGAUCUUGAAGAGAAGGAGUAUCAAGAAAGAAGAAAGGCUGCUCGGCAAGCAGCUGAGGAGGCACGAGGUGCCGGAGCGGCUCGCAGCGCGCUGGAGAAGUCGGAGCGCAGAGAAGAGGUUGGCGUUCUACAGGCAGUCAGAGAUCUCGUGAACGGCCGUGUUUAG